Molecule: messenger RNA, 1842 nt
Organism: Oryza sativa Japonica Group (Japanese rice)
Lineage: Eukaryota; Viridiplantae; Streptophyta; Magnoliopsida; Poales; Poaceae
Product: aldehyde dehydrogenase family 2 member C4
Molecular function (GO): aldehyde dehydrogenase (NAD+) activity
Source: RefSeq, a predicted model, not a curated record
GCCGCUAUCCUCGCGACGUGCGACAAGGAUUAAAUCAAAUCAAGCCGUCUCGCCUUGGGGUUUCCCAUCCCUCCCUUUAAAAAAGGGCGCAUCAUCUCUAAACUCCCCUCCACAUCUCCAAACUUCCAAUUUCUCUCUCCACAUCUCUCUGUGUUUCUUUUAUUUCUCCUCUGCUCGCGGCGAUGGCGGCGGCGAACGGCGGCGACAGCAAGGGGUUCGAGGUGCCGAAGCUGGAGAUCAAGUUCACCAAGCUCUUCAUCAAUGGCCGCUUCGUCGACGCCGUCUCCGGCAAGACAUUCGAAACCCGUGACCCGCGCACCGGCGAGGUCAUCGCCAAGAUCGCCGAAGGAGACAAGGCCGACAUCGACCUCGCCGUGAAGGCCGCCAGGGAGGCCUUCGACCAUGGCCCCUGGCCAAGAAUGUCCGGCUUUGCGAGGGGAAGGAUCCUGCACAAGUUCGCGGACCUGGUGGAGCAGCACGUGGAGGAGCUGGCGGCGCUGGACACGGUGGACGCCGGCAAGCUGUUCGCGAUGGGGAAGCUCGUCGACAUCCCCGGCGGCGCGAACCUGCUCCGGUACUACGCCGGCGCGGCGGACAAGGUGCACGGCGAGACGCUCAAGAUGGCGCGGCCAUGCCACGGGUACACGCUCAAGGAGCCCGUCGGCGUCGUCGGCCACAUCGUGCCGUGGAACUACCCCACCACCAUGUUCUUCUUCAAGGCCAGCCCGGCGCUCGCCGCCGGCUGCACCAUGGUCGUCAAGCCCGCCGAGCAGACCCCCCUCUCCGCGCUCUUCUACGCCCACCUCGCCAAGCUUGCCGGCGUCCCCGACGGCGUGCUCAACGUCGUCCCCGGCUUCGGCCCCACCGCCGGCGCCGCUAUCUCCUCCCACAUGGACAUUGACAAGGUGAGCUUCACCGGCUCGACGGAGGUCGGCCGGCUGGUGAUGGAGGCGGCGGCGAAGAGCAACCUGAAGCCCGUCUCGCUCGAGCUGGGUGGCAAGUCUCCGGUCAUCGUGUUCGACGACGCCGACCUCGACACGGCCGUGAACCUGGUCCACAUGGCCUCCUACACCAACAAGGGUGAGAUCUGCGUCGCCGGCUCGCGAAUCUAUGUCCAGGAGGGGAUCUACGAUGCGUUCGUGAAGAAGGCGACCGAGAUGGCCAAGAAAUCGGUGGUCGGAGAUCCGUUCAACCCGCGAGUUCAUCAAGGCCCUCAGAUUGACAAGGAGCAAUACGAGAAGAUCCUCAAGUACAUCGACAUCGGUAAGCGCGAAGGCGCGACGUUGGUCACCGGAGGGAAGCCCUGCGGCGAAAACGGGUACUACAUCGAGCCCACCAUCUUCACGGACGUCAAGGAAGAAAUGUCGAUCGCGCAAGAGGAAAUCUUCGGGCCGGUGAUGGCCCUCAUGAAAUUCAAGACGGUUGAGGAGGCGAUCCAGAAGGCGAACAGCACCCGGUACGGCCUGGCUGCCGGCAUAGUCACCAAGAACAUCGACGUCGCGAACACGGUUUCGCGGUCGAUCCGGGCAGGGGCAAUCUGGAUCAAUUGCUACCUCGGCUUCGACCCCGACGUGCCGUUCGGGGGGUACAAGAUGAGCGGCUUCGGCAAGGACAUGGGCAUGGACGCCCUUGAGAAGUACCUCCACACCAAGGCGGUGGUCACCCCUCUCUACAACACCCCUUGGCUAUGAUCUGAUGAUGAACAGCACAGAAAGAUUAAUUACAGUGGAAAAAAAUAACAUUUCUAUAUAUACAGCUGAAAGGUUGGGUUAUAUUUGUGGUUAGUUGAUUGCUUGUAUCAAAUAUCAAUUUGUCGGAAUAAAGACAGUAUAUUUCAGUUUC